AUUUUCAGUUUAAAAUUUCGACGAGUUCAAGUGGCUUUGAUUUUUCUACAGUUUUACUAGUCCGGCGCGUUCCUCUACUUACUUGCCUAUCACCCUACCUCCUCAGUUGUCGAGACACGUCUUUUGUCUGCAAUUUUUAUUUUUUGUCCGCAACUUUCUAAAAUCCGCAUUCUCAGUUUGGCAUUUCGACGGCAUCAAGGGAUUUGGCUUUUUUUUGGCUUUUCUACAAUUCUAGUAGCCGUCACGUUCCUUUAUUUACUUGCAUAUUACCCUACCUCUACAGCUGAGGACAUGUCUUUAGUCCGCAAUUUUUGUCCGCAUUUUUAUUUUUAGUCCGCAAAUUAAAUACCAGAAUUUCCCAACCCCCUUAGUAUUUACAAUUGAGGUCCGGCUUAUUUUUUCGUGUAUUAAAAAUUUUUUUAGAAAAUGCCGCCAAUAUUCCAUUUCAACUACAACAAUGAUAGACACCAAAAUAUAUUCAUUUCAACCCCAAUUAUUUUAUUAAUUUUGUUAUUGUUGAGUAGAGGCAGAAUGUUUUCUUUUGUUGAGGAUCUAGAGGAAAAAGAGGCUAAAAUAAAUUUGGAAAAGGAUGAGGCUGGUGAAAUAAAAGGAGGUUUAUUUUUCAGUUUUGUUAAGGAAUUCGGAAUUUGUGUAGUUUACCCCCCAUAA
Molecule: messenger RNA, 669 nt
Organism: Meloidogyne enterolobii
Lineage: Eukaryota; Metazoa; Nematoda; Chromadorea; Rhabditida; Meloidogynidae
Source: the annotation of a GenBank genome assembly